Molecule: messenger RNA, 1723 nt
Organism: Thlaspi arvense
Lineage: Eukaryota; Viridiplantae; Streptophyta; Magnoliopsida; Brassicales; Brassicaceae
Source: the annotation of a GenBank genome assembly
CAAAAACAUUAAAAGAGAAAAAGAUGGAUUGUUUGCUUUGCUCGCCAAUUUUAUAUAUCGUUCUUCUUUUUCUUGGGUAUUUAGUUAGAGUUUUGCUAACUCGAAAUAUUUCAUAUCCACCUGGUCCAAAAGGAUAUCCGAUAAUCGGAAACAUGAAACUAAAAGAUCAAUUGAAUCAUCGUGGUUUGGCCGAAUUAGCUAAACAAUAUGGUGGCCUCUUACACCUUCGGAUGGGCAGAAUUCAUAUUGUAGCCGCUUCCACAAAUGAGAUGGCCCGAGAAAUUCUUCAGGUUCAAGAUAUUGUUUUCGCAAACCGGCCGGCUAACGUCGCAAUUUCAUAUCUCACUUACAACCGAGCGGAUAUGGCCUUUGCGAACUACGGCCCAAUGUGGCGUCAAAUGAGGAAGAUUUGUGUCAUAAAACUCUUCAGCAGAAAACGGGCCGAAUCAUGGGCCUCGGUUCGAGAAGAAAUCGAUUCGAUGGUUCAAACUCUGACCAAACAAACCGGUGUACCGGUGAACGUUGGCGAGCUGGUAUUUGCUCUGACGCGAAACAUAACGUACCGAGCUGCGUUUGGCUCGUUCGCUCGCGACGGUCAAGAUGAAUUCGUCAAGAUACUACAAGAGUUCUCGAAACUUUUUGGAGCGUUUGAUAUCACAGAGUUUUUACCGUGGAUGAGAUGGUUUAGUAACGGUGGUUUCAACGAGCGGUUAGAAAACGCUAGGAAAUCGCUGGAUGGAUUCAUAGAUAGAAUCAUCGAUGCACAUAUGGAAAAGAAGAAUUUGAGAAAACAAGAUGAUGAUGGCUUGGAAGAUGACAUGGUCGAUGAAUUAAUGGCGUUUUAUAGCGGCGGUAAAACUAAUGAUUCAUCCUUUAGACUCACAAGAGAUAACAUCAAAGCUCUCGUCAUGGAUGUGAUGUUUGGUGGGACGGAAACUGUGGCAUCUGCGAUUGAAUGGGCAAUGACGGAGCUGAUGAAGAAUCCUCACGAGCUCGUAAAGUUGCAGCAAGAACUCGCUGACGUCAUUGGACUGAAUCGUCAGUUUCACGAAUCAGAUCUCGAGAAUCUUCCUUACUUCAGAUGCGCGAUGAAGGAGACGCUGAGGCUCCACCCGCCGAUUCCGCUUCUCCUCCACGAGGCGGCGGCGGAUACCGUCGUCUCCGGGUACUCGAUUCCCCGCGAUUGUCGGGUCAUGAUCAAUGUGUACGCAAUUGGACGAGACGGAUCGGUUUGGAGUGAACCGGAUGAGUUUAGACCGGCGCGGUUUAUGGAAAGCAAGGCUCCGGAUUUUAAAGGUAGUGAUUUCGAGUAUCUUCCGUUUGGGUCGGGUCGAAGAUCGUGCCCGGGUAUGCAAUUAGGGCUCUAUGCAAUGGAGCUCGCCGUCGCGCACAUGCUUCAUUCUUUUGACUGGGAGUUGCCGGAAGGAGUUAGCUCCGGCGAUCUGGAUAUGACUGACAUGUUCGGUCUCACGGCGCCUAAAGCCACCAGGCUCAUCGCCAUUCCAAGCUACCGGCUAAAAUGUCCGAUGGUGAUUUAAAUUGGGUUACAGAAAAGUACAAUAUCUUUUUCUGAGAUGCGUCUUGUUUCAUACAGUUUGUUGUUUGAUUUAAAUUGGACCUUUAUUCUUCCGUGAUUCAAGAUUCCAAACGGAACUGGUUGUAUCAUUUAGAUAAGAGUUGGUUGAAUAAAUCAUAUAUACAUCCCCUUUUAUUUCACAAUACA